Messenger RNA from Cydia amplana, 519 nucleotides. RefSeq lists its product as uncharacterized. The annotation marks the transcript as partial. Lineage: Eukaryota; Metazoa; Arthropoda; Insecta; Lepidoptera; Tortricidae. The transcript has a single exon. The record is from RefSeq and is a predicted model, not a curated record.
UGUUUCAUUCAGCCAUCAGGACACUUAACACCACUUAAACCAGACGACAUGGACACAGACGGAGUAGUGUCAGUUGCAGUUGGACCCCCGCCUAUAAGACCUAAAUUCGACAGAAGCAAAGCAAUACGCAACAAAAACAUAAUUAAAAACAAUAAUACCCUCAGCACAAGAGCACCAAAUAAUAAUGUUGUCAACUUUGUAAAGGAUAUACUCACACAACUGGGAAGAGAGUUCCUGACACAUCAAGUAAAUGAAGACUUCGUAUUUGGACAAUACGUCGGCAAUUCCAUGAAGAAUUUAACAAGUGAUUUAAAAAUUAGAAUGCAACAUGACAUUUUAGAUAUAAUAGUUAAGUAUCAGAGACUCAAGCACGGUGAUGUAACUAAAGAAGACACCAAGACAAAAGAAGAUGAUAAAAAUAAAGGUGUGACAUAUGAUAAAACGGAGAAAAAAUCGAUUAAUCACGAAACAGAAGAGCCUUGGCCGGAUUUUUCGAAUUUAGCAAAAAUAGUGGGUUAG